AUGCCACCUAAGAAAAGGCAUAAUCCCUCAAGUCAAACCUUAGAUAAUGCAAGUCAAAUAACCAAUAGUAGUGAUUCUAUAAAAACAAAAGAUACAUUACUAACACCUCCUUCAUCACCAAAACAAAUUAAAUUACCAGUUCCAUUACAAGAUGAUCUUCCAAUAUGUAAAUUUGGGAAGAAUUGUAAAUUAACAAAUCCUUUACAUUUCAAAAGAUAUUAUCAUGGGAAAGAUACUGUAAUUGAUGUUGAUAAUAUGUCUUUGCAAGACUCAAUCACGAAUAUUGCAACAAUAAUGAAACAAGAAUCACCACAAAAUAAAAUAACAUUAUUUGAUGCAUAUAAAACCUUAUUGGUUUGUGCAUUAGAAGAAAACAAAGUUAGUGGGGAAGAAAAACGGUUAAUUCGUAAAUAUCAACAUGCAAUGAAAAUAGAUAUUGAUCAACACGCAAGCAUUUUAGGUCAAUUAGGAUGGACUGAAGAAGAUUAUAUAGAUGGAUUUAGAACAGUAAAGGAUUAUGAUGUUAGUAAAGAAAUAGAGAUGUCUCAAAAGAAUGAAAUUGGAAUUAUUUGGAUUAAAAAUGGAAGUAAAGAAUUUGGAGAUGAAGGUGAAUCAGUAUUUGCUAAGGUACACACUAAAUUUUUCCAAACGAUGUCUGGGGCACAAAGUAAUUUUACUAUUAUCCAAAUUGGAAUUAUUGUUAAUAAGGCAUUAAAAAUGCAGUAUUUUGCUGAAAAAAGUAUACUUUCAAAGCGUGGAUUUGGAGAAGAAGAAUGGGCUUUUCAUGGUUCUUCUAUUGAUUCUAUUCAAGGAAUAAUUAAAGAAGGAUUUAAGUUACCAGAUGAUGUUGAUACAGUAAAAUUAGAUUCAGGGUAUUUUGGACAUGGAAUAUAUUUAACAUAUUUCAGUGAUUAUGCACUAUUUUAUUCUAAUAGCAGAAAUUCUAAUCAAAUGGUUUUAUGUCAAAUAUUACCAGGUAAUGUAUUUAAGUGUAAGAAAAGAAUGGAUGGAAAGAAGUGUCAAAAAGGAUAUGACUCUCAUUUUUCCCCAAAAGGAAAUGAGAUUGUUAUUUUUGAUCCAAAACAUAUUUUACCUAAAUACAUCAUUGAAUUUAAAGUUAAUGAUGCAAAACAAAGACAACAAGAGUAUUAA
Messenger RNA from Entamoeba nuttalli P19, 1152 nucleotides. RefSeq names its product Poly(ADP-ribose) polymerase catalytic domain containing protein. Gene Ontology annotation, molecular function: DNA-(apurinic or apyrimidinic site) endonuclease activity; NAD+ poly-ADP-ribosyltransferase activity; 3'-5' exonuclease activity. Bases 1 to 1152 code for a protein of 383 amino acids. The record is from RefSeq and is a predicted model, not a curated record. NCBI's taxonomy places the organism in Eukaryota, Evosea, Mastigamoebida, Endamoebidae. Gene Ontology annotation, biological process: double-strand break repair. The transcript has a single exon.